UAAUAUCAAUGUCAAUUGUUUCUCUGAAAUUACAGGAUUUCUUUUCGCCGAAAUAUGAAACGACCCGAAUGUUAAAAGAUAAACACGACAACAGAAAGGUGUAAUCUAAUUAAUAAAUAGAUUGGAGGACAUUGCAAUAAAGGCGUUGGAAAAAAUACAAACAAAAAGAGUCAAAAAUGAAGAUUGGAAUAAUCUUUUUGGACCUUUUUAUUUUCAAACAGCAUUUUUUAAAUGUUCUAUCUGAGGUGUCCGAAGAUUUUCGGAAUUGUAGACAUAGCUUUUAUCAAGAUACUCCGCCAUAUUUCAAUGGUUUCACGAAUUCAGUACAAAUUUGUCAAAGACAUAGAACAUCAUCGAAUCGUUUUUUUGCAAUAAAUUACAAUAGCGUCCAGAGAAUACCUCAUUACAGUGCUUAUUUGAUUGAUUCAUUUGAUACAGGUGGUAGCCGUGCCAAUUUCUGGUUUCUUGAACCACAGCUGGCAGACCGAACAUUUCCUCAGGAAAUAGUAAUAGAUAAUAACCAACCCAGGUAUAGGAAUAGCCAAGCAUUGGAUGCAGACUAUAAAGGCUGUGGAUAUGAUAGGGGACAUUUAAAUCCAUCCUUUUAUCACAGUGAAACUAAAGUGGCAAGGCUGGUUACAAAUAGUUUGACUAAUGUUGCACCGCAGGUUGCAGAUUUUAAUCAAGGGAUAUGGAAUAAGUUAGAAAAGUCUCUUUACAAUGCUAUGAAUGAAAGCUGUAAUUUUGCUGGAGCCAAACGAUAUUUUAUUACCGGCGUUAUCCCUAGUAGUAGAACGAAAAUAUCUAAUGACAGGGUCAAUGUUCCAGAUUAUUUCUGGACAGCGAUGUGCUGCGAUUCCUCUCGUGCAAAUGAUGCUACAGAAAGGAUGAUGGGUUGGUCAGCUGCAUUUCUUGGUGGAAAUAUAAUAAAUUCAUCAAUUUACGUUUACACAAUCGAAGACUUUCUCAAUUUUCUGGCUAGACAUACAUCUUCUAGACGUCCUCAACUGUUCGCCGAUUAUGCUAAUGCAAAUACCCAUAUCCGUAACUGUUUGUUCAACCAAACCCAAGCUGCGACUAUGGUAAAUGGCAUCAUACAAGAUAACGCAAGGUUUUACAAGCAAUCUCUUUUUAAUAGAAUUUGCAAUUCAGUGUAUUGCGCCGUGUUAGAUCGUCUUGGUUAAUACUGAUAUAUUGUUUUGCAUUCCUCCGAUAAUGACAUUACCUGUCAAUCUAAAAGUUGUAUGUUAUUGGUAAUGUGCAAUUUAUAUGCACACCUAUUUUUAUAUGUAUGCACACUAAAUAAAAUGCACUUUAAAGGAAUGUUUUAAAGGGGCAUUGGCUACAAUUUAAACAAAAAAAAUAAAAUACAUUUUUUUGUUUCAAACAUUUAUGAAAAGAUGAAUAUUGAAAUGAUAUUUUGCUAUUAACAGUCAGUUUGGUUCAAUUAGAUCAAAAUAAAAUCAAUCGCAAAUGUAUUAUUGGCUUGCAAGUCAACAAUUCAACCUAUUUUGAAUCUGUAAUCAUGUAACCCUAACUUGACCUCUAGCUGGAGAUGGGUUACGCAUGCCCUAAACGUGUUCAGUUAUUAAGAAAAAAGAAUAUCAACAUUGAAAAGUGUAACAACGGAGCCACCAUAAGAAAAACCCAUUUCGUUGACAUAUCUGGUCCACAAGAAAUUAUUCAUAUGCAGGUAAAACGAUGAUUUACAUUUUUUAAAUCUACGACAUGAAAUCUAACAGACAUGGAAAAUUACACAACUCCACGUGCUUGUCGGGUCUAUCUAUAUUUAUAUUCAUAUUUGUGUCUGUUAUGACUAUCGGCAGUCUUCAGAGGAAAUCUUGAUGGUUAAUUAGAUGGCGUCUAUCUUAAAAUACGCACGAAAUGCUGAUACAUUAUAACGAGUCUAUGCAUUGUAAAUUGUUUCUUUUGGACUUUUUGUAAUUUGGAUAAUGUUUAAAAGUCAAAUCGGUGAUCAUGAAUUUGACAACUAAUGUCCCUUUACGGUGUCCAACAAUAUUUUUCAUCUUUAAAUCAAGAAAAAGGACAAGGGUGGUAGGAAUACCAAGAUCGAUUAGGAACAGUCUUUCUACCUCAAUACUUUACACGCGAUCCAAAUGUAUAAACAAAUACAGAAACUUUUUCAGGCAGACAAUUUCUCCUUUAAUGGCUCCGUAAACUGGUAAAAAGUAAAAAGCGAAAAAGGCAUUCCAUGCUAAAACACAUAAUUAUGUUACUUUUUUUAUCUAAUCUCCUACGACACACCAACUUUACUGUGCAUUUUUAUUCACGUUAUUCUCUGAACUCUUUAUUUAAUUCAAUUCUAGGCAAUACAUGUGUAUAUUAUUAUAGAAAUAUAUUUAGAAAUAAAGGUUACAUAAAAGAGCAAAAUCCGUUUUCUGCUAUUGACUUUGACAUUCAAUAGCAUUGCUAAUUAAAGUCCUAUGGUCAUGAUUUAUGGACUACAAUAACUAUCCAAACUUGGUCAAAAUGUUUACAAAAUGUGUUUACACUUUUGAAUAUAUAUUGAAGCAGUAUUAUACCACCUGGAUGUAUUUAAUCAAAUUAAUUACAUUCAAAUCUGGAAAAGAGAUAUUGUUUGAAUUGUUUUGACACUGCUGAAGAUGAAAAUUAUGUUAUUUUACUUGUCCUUAACAGGAUUAUGUUGUUGAAACCUUAUGUACACUGUUGAUAUAAAAA
Mytilus californianus (California mussel) is the source of this 2700-nucleotide messenger RNA. Its product is annotated as endonuclease domain-containing 1 protein-like. Bases 177 to 1184 code for a protein of 335 amino acids. Lineage: Eukaryota; Metazoa; Mollusca; Bivalvia; Mytilida; Mytilidae. Gene Ontology annotation, molecular function: hydrolase activity; nucleic acid binding; metal ion binding. The record is from RefSeq and is a predicted model, not a curated record. The transcript is spliced from 2 exons.